AUGAGAAGGCCGCACGACCAUCCCUCUGAUGCUUGGCUGCGACUUCCCCGAGUGUUUCCCCAUUACUGCCUUUCCCAGGACCCCCGCGAGCGCCUUCCCGUGAGUCCCUCCCGGCAUGGCCCGCCCCGCAAGUCCUUGUCGCUUCGCCGUCGUGAGAUCCUUCCAAGAGUUCUCUUCACCGCGCCUACCGCGUGUUGUGGGCGUCGAGGCGCGCUCAGGCCUCCUCCAACACCCCAACCAUCACCACCACCACCAUCACCGCCACGCCCCCAGCCACCGCCUCCGUCGAGGAAGACAACGCAGACCCCAAGAGACGCGAGAGCAAGGGCGCCACCGAGAGCUGCAUCAGCCCCGCCGCGGCCGCCGCGAGCAGCCCCGGUUCGAACACGAGCCCUACGAGCACCACCACCGCCACAAUCUCCCACACGGUGA
Molecule: messenger RNA, 432 nt
Organism: Penaeus indicus
Lineage: Eukaryota; Metazoa; Arthropoda; Malacostraca; Decapoda; Penaeidae
Product: serine/arginine repetitive matrix protein 1-like
Exons: 2
Coding region: 1-432 (143 amino acids)
Source: RefSeq, a predicted model, not a curated record